AAAAGAAAUCUUGGCUCUGAUCUUAUUGGGUCGAAAGGCGCUUUCCUUUUAUACUUUGGGUAGAUAUGCUUAUGCAGCUGUGAUAAUGACCUAGUCAAGACGUUAUUUUAAGGCAAUAGGAGCAAGGAAACACUUCAAACAUGGGACCGCUCGCCCUUCGUUGCCGGCUUUCCUCGUCUGCCUGUCACCGAUCGCAGCCUGUGGCGCAAAAACUCUCCUCGUCGGAGAAAAACCUGCGUGCCUUCAGCAGCGCAUCUCCGUCAACAAUAUCGAGCUCUACAUCGUCUGCCUCCUCCACCUCGUCCCAUCGUGCCAAGGUCCGAAGCUCGCUCCCCGAACGCUUUACGAAAGAGGAGAAGGCGCGACUCUCCACGUUUUUUGCCCGAGCAACGAUCUGCGCACGGUUACUCCACUCCCGACUGGCCCUCCCGUUGACCUACCCCAUGAACAGCGUCGCGGCGAAGGAAUUCUUGAAGAACGACGGCAACGGGGACGAGAAAACCCAGAAGGUUCUCGAGGAGCAGGAGCAAAUGCUCUCCGCCAUGCGCCCCGCACUGAUAUCCGUAGCUUCCGCGGCGUCUAUUGUGAAAUCGUUGCACGCACUGAAGUACUACCAAGGGAGUCCCGAGCGGGGAUUGGAGCCGGAGCCGGACAAGACCAGGCUGGACUUCCUCCGGCCGCAAAAUUUGCGGCGAAAGAGGAGACAAACGCGGGUCGGCAUGGGCGAUGGCUGGGACGCGUGGGGCAGUGGCAGGACCGCGGACGACGUGAAAAGAAGAUUUGUGGUGGACCUACAGGACGAAGAGGAACAUGGGGGAGCGCAAAAAUAG
Messenger RNA from Amoebophrya sp. A120, 830 nucleotides. The record is from the annotation of a GenBank genome assembly. NCBI's taxonomy places the organism in Eukaryota, Dinophyceae, Syndiniales, Amoebophryaceae.